This is a messenger RNA of Rubroshorea leprosula, 1342 nucleotides long. Lineage: Eukaryota; Viridiplantae; Streptophyta; Magnoliopsida; Malvales; Dipterocarpaceae. The record is from the annotation of a GenBank genome assembly.
CUAAUCUUCCUCUUCCCCCCAAUUUAACCCCUUUUUAAAAAAAAAUAAAAUUGAAUAAAAUCUGCCUUAAUCUUGUUUUAUAUCCUUCUUUUGAUCCUUUUUUUCCUGGAGCUUGAUCUAUCCUCUUCGUUUUCAAUCUCCAAGAAUUGGUUGAGAUCGGAUUCAGAUGGCGGCGUCAAGACGGUUGCAUGACCUCUAAUCUCAAUCAGGGAACAAGAUUUGCGUCGACUGUGCCCAAAAGAAUUUGCAAUGGGCUUCGGUCUCCUAUGGCAUCUUCAUGUGUUUGGAGUGCUCCGGCAAGCACCGUGGUCUUGGCGUCUAUAUUUCUUUCGUCAGGUCUGUUACCAUGGACUCUUGGUUUCAAUGGAGGUGAAGCAAGGAGACCAGGCUGUGUUUGCUGCGGUUGCUCACGAAGGAGAUGAGGUGGUGCCCGGCGGGUGGAACGGGUCCGGCGGUUGGCGCGGGUCAAACGAGUCGAACAGGAAUAAUGGAGUGAAGCCUUUAACUAGAGGGAUAAGCAACCGUAAGACAUCCACCAUUGAUGGCCGGUGAUCUGCUUCUGGGUGAACACACAUGGCAGCAAUAUCAGCUACGUGUAAAGCUAAACUUGGAUUUAGGCUGAUGUGGGAGGUAUGCUACUCAUGACGGUUAAAGCAGGUAAUUAGGUCUUUCUUUGAAUACUGGCCUUCUAGGGCGGGAUCAACCAUUUCAUUUGACCUUUUCUCUGUUUUUUAGCCUUGGAAGAGCCUGUUACAUCACAAAAUUUUUUUACCAUUACUCCACAAACCUUCAAGCUACAAUCAAUCAUUGUCAUUGAUGACAAAAAUGAAAAUUGAGAGGCUGAUUUAUAUGCAGGAAUUUUUCUGAUAUUAAAAAACAAUCAAUUUUGCAGUGCCUCCAAUGCUAAGUGUCCAAUAUUGCAGUUUCAAGUUUUUCAGAAGUUUGUGCUAUACAUAACCCAACUGGUUGAAGAUUGUUUUUGCUGUAUAUGUUACAUAAACAUCAAUGAGGACGGCGGGGGGAUUUUGGUUACCAACCCAUGAGACGAGGACAUGUUCUCUGGAGGCCUCUUUUUAUCAACUGGCACACGGCCUGUUAACAGCUGCAAGAGAAUGACUCCAUAGCUGUAUACAUCUGAUUUUGUAGUAAGUUUACCUGUUGAAGCAUUUCUGUGAAGUACCAAAAAUUUAUGUAAAUAGUCAUGACAUUAGUCUAAGUUUUUGUACUUGUAUAUGUUAAUGUACAAUGACUGCAUUGCUGUUCAGAAUUAGCAAUCUAACCAAGGCAAUGUUCGAGGGAAAAUUUUAAGGUUGAACAGACAUAACAAACUUUUUGUGGAGAA